GUCAGUAGUGCAAGAGAAGGGUGCUGUACCACAAUGAUCGGAAGAUUGGCUGCUUUGAUUCUUGUGUCUCUGACUCAAACUGCAGAGGUUCCUCAUCUGAUCUCUUUGACUGUGGUUGAAGUUGGUGACAAUGCCACUUUCACAUGUCCAGUCUCUGACACGGAAAACAAAAUCACACAUUGGUAUAAGCAGCCUCUUGGACAAAUGGUCCAAACUGUUGCUGCAGUAAUACUUAGUAAGAUAACAGUCACUGAACAAUUUAAAGACUCACGUUUCACAGUAACAAAAGGAGAUGAUCAGUAUCUUCUUACCAUUAGAAAUGUCAACAAAGUGGAUGAAGCAACGUACUUCUGUCAAAGUGGAACAUUGUAUUCACAGACUGUCAGCAAUGGCACAUUCUUGGCUGUGAACGGUCGUAAUGAGCAGAAACAUGUCUACGUGCAUCAAAGUCCGGAGACAGCAUCAGUUCAGCUGGGAGCCUCAAUGACUCUCCAGUGUUCACUUCUCUACACGAACAAAGAGAGCAGAGCCCAGUGUCCAGGUGAACACAGUGUGCACUGGUUCAGAGCUGGAUCAGGAGGAUUUCAUCCAGGCAUCAUUUACACUCACAGCUACAGGAGUGAUGAACAAGAGGAAAGGAGCUGUGUCUACAGUUUGUCCAAAACUAUACAGAACUCCUCUGAUGCUGGGACUUACUACUGUGCUGUGGUCACAUGUGGAGAGAUCCUGUUUGGUGAAGGAACUAAAGUGGAGACAAGAUCAGGACGGGACCCAGUUGUCGUUGUGCUCGGAGGGUUGCUGGCCUGCUGUGUCACUGUGAUUGUCAUCCUCAUUUUCUGUGUGAAUCAAAGAGUUUGUGAACAUUGCAAAGUAGCAAUGAGUGAUUCCCGUCUCCGUGGACAUGACAGGUCAGCUGUUGAUGGAUCAAAUAAUGUGGAUGGUGAAGCAGUGAACUAUGUAGCACUGAAUUUCUCUGCAAAGAAAGCAAAAAGAUUGAAGAAGCGAGAGUCGCCACAGGAGUGUUUGUAGCUCAUCCUGUUGUGUGUUAUGAUACAGUAUUUCAUUUCUAACUGUAACCCAAUCACUUAGUUUUUUCCCUGACAAAAAUGCUGAACAUAGCCUUAAGACCUGGUCACAACAGGAUUUAAAAUGGCAAAAUAUCAGUGGAUUUACCAGAUGGAGGAAGAAAUGCUUCAUGACAAGUUUAGUUUUGAGAGUCAAAAACUUGGAAUUUGCGUCAUUGUGCAGCAGGAAGGCAUUUUGACAGUGGUGACUUUUAAGGGGAAGAAAAGCCUAAAGAGCCCAAAAUGGAGGAAGCUAUCAUCUCCUAUUAGUUGUGCUGCACCAUUUUAUUUAAGCUCUUGUGUUAGAGUAAAAGUGUUUCACAAAAGCUCAAACAUUUUGUUUACAGUUAUGAGACAGGAGUUAAUGGUAUUAUGUCUUUUGAAUAAAUGUUUGUGUAUUUAGCGUCCUGCUAAUGACUUGCUGUGCUAACACGCUAAUGUGUUUGCUAACCAACCAUGAGCUUGUUAGCUCAAAGAGCUUUAUUUGCCCCGCAAUAGUGUUUUUGUGUACAAUAGUGAAAAAAAUGCCAGGGUGUAGUAACCAGAACAGCAUAGAGAAAACAGACAGAAUGUCCAGGUGCUACUGAGACUGACUGAGUGAGAGAGUUAGCGGUCAGUUCACCAGCUACAGCGGUUCAUUGACUAGCACUGCGAGUAAAGUUAUCAAGCUUCUAGACACAAAUACUUCGCAAAAAUGCACAAAUUAAUUUAGCAGUACCACUUUCUGAUAUGACCAGGUCUUAAGGCAUUUAGACACAAGGAUUCACCUAAAAAAGAGAAAAAAAAAUAUUGCUGACAAUGCAGGUGUGUGUUAUGAGAUUUAUAUAGCCUAUAUUUUUAUUUGUUCUGUUAAUGUGUGUGUGAUAGCUUGUACCAAUAUUUGUGUCAGAUGGAUUGCAUACUGUGCUGAUGUUUUGUUAUUGUCAGAAUUGGAUAUUUAUGUUGUUUUCUGGUCAGACUGAUAAAGUGAAUAAUUGAACCAAUUGAAUUCCUACUCCAUUUAAGAAGAAA
Messenger RNA from Seriola aureovittata, 2075 nucleotides. RefSeq lists its product as uncharacterized. The record is from RefSeq and is a predicted model, not a curated record. The transcript is spliced from 6 exons. Bases 34 to 1029 code for a protein of 331 amino acids. NCBI's taxonomy places the organism in Eukaryota, Metazoa, Chordata, Actinopteri, Carangiformes, Carangidae. Gene Ontology annotation, biological process: response to bacterium.